Messenger RNA from Epithele typhae, 942 nucleotides. RefSeq lists its product as uncharacterized. The transcript is spliced from 4 exons. Lineage: Eukaryota; Fungi; Basidiomycota; Agaricomycetes; Polyporales; Epitheliaceae. The record is from RefSeq and is a predicted model, not a curated record. The coding region runs from base 1 to 942 and encodes 313 amino acids.
AUGUCCGCAACACCUAUCGCGAUCUCCGACCUCGACAGCCUUUCUGAGCCGUUUACACCGCCCACACGCCCGCAGAGCGCCCUUAGCGUCGCCAGCGAUACCUCGCACUUCGCGCUCCACGACGAGGGCGAGGCCACUGCCCACCCGAUCACCAACAACCCGCCCACCGAGUACCUCCCGUUCCGGAUGAUCGUAGAGACCAUCCGCCGGCACAAGGGACAAUGCCUGCUCUGCGGGCGGAAGGACGACUUGACGGUCAUGCGCGCCAUCCUGCAGCACGGCGUGGGCGCGGAGCAGCCGGACCCCAUAUCGUGGCUGCAGGGCCUCAAAGCCCUCCCGGUGGAAUACACGCGCGACGAGUGGACGAACCUCAUGACAUUGUGCAAGCCGCACGCGCGCGCGUACGAGGACAACGUCUGGCGGUGGGUCCCCGGCGCCGCGUUCCGCGCGCACAUGGCCGAGCCGGCGCCCGUCUCGGGCGCCGCGACGCCCUCGCACGCCGCAAGCGAAGACGGCGAGGCGGACGAGAUGGACGAGGGGGAGGACUGCGAGGCGCGCGGCCCGUACUCCCCCUCCGAGUUCGUCUCCGGCACCACCGUCGACGACGGCAUCUCCGGGCAGACGCACAACCCCGAGAUCCGGUUCCAGCCCGUGCGUCGUCCGCCUCCGCCGCCCGCGCAGGUCGAGCUCCCGUACUUUGACGUCCUCGUCCUCGUUCCCGAGCUCAUGCCCGCCGCGCCGACGCUGAGCGGCGGCGGCGGCGUCCCGCGCGUCUGGCGCGACUGGCGUCCGCUCACGGUCAACCCGUACGUCGCGUACGCGGCCGCGCUCCCGCUCUUGCAGCAGCAGCAGCAGCCGCCCUCGGGCGAGGACGCUGGGCUGCGUCAGGUCGCGGAGGAGUGCCUGGCUGUGCACGCGGCGUGGGAGGGUCUCGAGGCGUGA